UCUGGCAGCUGACGGGGCAGAAUCCUUCAGCCCACGUACUUAAGGCCGUGAAGGCGGCGGGGCCGGGGCAGAACCGAGCUCGACGCAGACACCGACACAGGCACCGACCACAGCCACCCACCACAGCUCAGGAGAUGCUCCCAGCCACGUCCAAGCUCUGCGCCGCCAUCUCCUACCGGCACCUGCGCAACAUGACCGGUCUGAGGAGACAAGCCGCCGUGGCCCUCAGCCAGGAGCUGAGCAGACUCGCCUGCCGCAGCCCAGGACCCAGCUCCUGGAUCCACCAGGUUCGCAGGAGGAGCUCCUUGCUCAGCUCGAGGCUGGAGGAGAAGCCCUUCAGCGAGAUGGAAAUGUCUUACAUCAAACAAGGAGAGGAAGCCCUGCAGAAAUCCCUCAGAAUCCUGGAGGACCAGGACGGCUGGAAGACGGAGACGGUGGCGGGAAACGGAGACAAAGUGCUGAGCAAGGUGCUGCCGGACGUGGGGAAGGUGUUCCGGCUGGAGGUGGUGGUGGACCAGCCCCUGGACUCGGUGUACGGAGAGCUGGUGGACAACAUGGAGCAGAUGGGAGACUGGAACCCCAACGUCAAAGAAGUCAAGGAAAUGCACUUUCCUGCAAGGAGCAGCCACUUCUGCUGUAACUCUGGGCUGAUCCGGAGGAGAAGCAGCCCCGAGGCACAAGGAAGAGUUUGGCUAUCCCACAGCUCCUCUGGAAUCAGAGAAGCAAUCCUGGAGAAGAUCGGGAAGGACACGGUGAUCACCCAUGAGAAGGCGGCCGCGACCCCCGGGAACAUCGUUGGGCCCCGGGACUUCGUGAGCGUCCGGUGCUCCAAGAGACGCGGCUCCACCUGUGUCCUGGCCGGAAUGUCCACCACGUACGGGGCGAUGCCAGAGCAGGAGGGGUUCAUCAGGGCUGAGAACGGUCCCACCUGCAUGGUCCUGCGCCCGCUGCCCGGCAGCCCCUCCCGGACCAGGCUGACCUGGCUGCUCAGCAUCGACCUCAAGGGCUGGCUGCCCAAGACCAUCAUCAACCAGGUCCUGUCCCAGACACAGGUGGACUUUGCCAAGCACCUCCGGCAGCGCCUGGCCCGGCCCGUGACCUGCUGACCACGACCCGCCCACCACCCGGGGCAGGGCUUUGUUCAGGGGCAAAGGGGGAGUCACUUCGAUCAGCCAAGGCCUUUAGCAGCAGACACCGCUAAUUAAUACGUGGUUUCAAUCAAUAAAUACAAAGGUUUAUUUAUUGGAACUCGUCGUGGAAGUGCAGGACCAAAAAUUUUAAGUCCCACGUUUGCUUCACUGAGCAUGUGCUGGCCCAGCCAGGCACCUCUGCCCUCCCUAAUUACUGUCACUGAAUAAAUAAAGCUUUAAUUAGUGGUGUCUACAAUUAGUUAUUAGGGAGGCCCCGGACAUCUGACUGGGAAGACACAUCCUCAAUGAGGCAAACACGGGCCUGACUGAACCUCACCUUUUACUCCCCCAAAACUCAAACACAGCACUUAACUAACAAUUUUAUUCCCUCUCCCCACCCAAAGCAGCUCUAAUUUAUUUUUCCUGUACAGACACAGACAGAGUGUCAAAUUAUUUAUUCAUCCAAAAGCUCUGCAAUGAUGAUCAUUGGCAGCAGGCCCAGUGGAGCUCCUGUGAGCAGAUCCUCAGCUUGAGAGAUCUCCAAAUGUAGCUACUUUGAGUUUAAAUCUCGCUUGUAACAAUUUACAAGACAAAAACAGAAUAAAAAGAGAGUUAAAGCCUU
Messenger RNA from Neopelma chrysocephalum (saffron-crested tyrant-manakin), 1752 nucleotides. It is a transcript of the gene STAR, whose product is annotated as steroidogenic acute regulatory protein. Gene Ontology annotation, cellular component: mitochondrion; mitochondrial intermembrane space. Gene Ontology annotation, biological process: steroid biosynthetic process; intracellular cholesterol transport; regulation of steroid biosynthetic process. Gene Ontology annotation, molecular function: cholesterol transfer activity; cholesterol binding. The record is from RefSeq and is a predicted model, not a curated record. The transcript has 8 exons. NCBI's taxonomy places the organism in Eukaryota, Metazoa, Chordata, Aves, Passeriformes, Pipridae. The coding region runs from base 135 to 1106 and encodes 323 amino acids.